Molecule: messenger RNA, 1129 nt
Organism: Heteronotia binoei (common prickly gecko)
Lineage: Eukaryota; Metazoa; Chordata; Lepidosauria; Squamata; Gekkonidae
Product: leukotriene B4 receptor 1-like
Exons: 1
Coding region: 26-1129 (367 amino acids)
Biological process (GO): phospholipase C-activating G protein-coupled receptor signaling pathway; inflammatory response; complement receptor mediated signaling pathway
Cellular component (GO): plasma membrane
Molecular function (GO): leukotriene receptor activity; complement receptor activity
Source: RefSeq, a predicted model, not a curated record
CUUCUGCUUCCUGACAUCUGAGAGAAUGAUGGGAGACAAUUCAACUCCGUACAACACUUCUGCAGUAACAGGGCAGUCCUCACUGAAGGGAGCACCAAUAGGCAUCGCCGUGCUCUCGAUCGCCUUCCUUGUGGGUUUCCCUGGCAACGCCUUUGUCGUGUGGAGCGCGGGCUGGCGUGUUCGGAAGCGGACAGUCACCUGCCUCCUCAUUCUCCACUUGGCCAUAGCCGACUUGAUAGUGCUGCUCACGGCUCCGAUCUUCCUGCGGGUGCUCAGCGUCCAAGACUGGGAAUUGGGUGACGGCAUCUGUCGUGCUUGCCACUAUAUCUGUGGGGUCAGCAUGUACGCCAGUGUCUUCCUGAUUGCCCUCAUGAGCUUGGAUCGCUGCUUGGCCAUCUCCAAGCCUUUCCUCUCUCACAAGAUCCGCAACAAAAAGACUAUACGGCUUGUGGUUUUGGCCAUCUGGGUGUCCGGCUUUAUCUUGGCUAUCCCUGUCCUCCUCUUCCGAAAGGUGUUACAGGAAAAGAAUGGAAAGCUUCGUUGUGACUUUGACCACCCCACGCCCAGAGACCUGGUUUUCCACAAUCUCUUUGAAACCAUCACUGGAUUCCUGGUUCCUUUCAUCACCAUCAUUUGCAGCUACUGUACCAUCGGCCAACGACUAAGAGACACUCGCUUUCGCCAAAAACGCCGCACGGGCCGCCUCAUCUCUCUCAUCGUGGUAGCCUUUGCCGUUUUUUGGCUCCCUUACCAUGUGGUCAACCUUCUGGAUGUCAUUGCUGUGUGGAGCGGCUCUGCCGAAGUAGAGAAAAUUGGAAAGGCAGCGAGGCCUGUGCUGGUCGCUCUAGCUUUCUUCAGCAGUAGUAUAAACCCUAUCCUUUAUGCCUUCAGUGGUGGCUCCCUCAUCCGAUCUGCUGGCUUGGGCUUCAUGGCCAAGCUCUUUGAAGGAACAGCUUCAGAAAUGUCCAGUGCCAAACAUGCUACCCUCCGGGACCCUCAGCGCCAUAUGGAAACCAAGAUGGACCAUGCAGGGAAUGGGAGUCCAGCUCAUUUAACCAUAUCUACCAACCCAACAGGUGAAACAUCUGAAGAACCUGUGGAUGCUUUGAAGCCCCUGAAGUCACCAUGA